GCGCUCUCGCCCGUGCCCCGGUUUCGUCGCGACUUGUUUGCAUGUAAGUCCGUCAUCGACUCGAUCGCUUGUAUCCACAGCAUCCGGACUACAGCCAACGGGUGGAAUAUGGAAUAGCGGAUUCAAGUGACUGUCUCCAGUUGUAUUCAAAAAAUUCAACGAAUAUGUCACUAAAACCAAAACCAAUAAACUUUACGGAAAAAUGGAACAGUUUACAAGAGACUGUAAAAGGUGUCAUAACAUUAGACACAGUCCCUAGAGAUGCAUGGAACGAACGUUUCAAUGAUGUUUACUCUAUGUGUGUGGCCUUCCCAGAGCCCCUCGGUGAUCAACUUUAUGACUCAACAAAGUUGUUCUUAGAGAAUCACGUACUUGAACUAUUGACUAUUAUACAAACCGGAGGUACUGCAAAUCUGUUACAAAAUUAUUAUACAUAUUGGCAGAAGUAUAGUAAAGGUGUCAAAUACCUACAUUCACUUUACCAGUACCUUAAUAACCAACAUAUUAAAAAGCAUAAAUUGUCAGAAGCAGAAGUUUUGUAUGGAAACAUUACACCAGAUGCCACUGAACAGAUGGAGGUUGGAGAACUUGGGCUUGAUGUGUGGAAACACAAUAUGAUAGUACCACUGAAAGACAGUAUGCUCGAGUUAUUAUUAGAUCAAUUUGACAAACAAAGGCAUGACAUAUCAAUGACCACAUCUUUGGAUAUCAUUUCUGGUGUUAUUAACUCAUUUGUUGUUGUCCAAGAGUUCAGGAAAAAAUAUCCACUUGAAUUGUAUCAAAGUUAUUUUGAGCAACCUUUUUUGGAGCAAAGUAGUGAACACUUUAAACGCGAAGCUGCAAGAUUGUUACAAGAAAACACAGUGUCCGAGUACAUGGUUAAAGUGUUGCAAAUAUUGAAAGAAGAAGGAAUUAGAUCAAAAAAAUAUCUCCAUGACAGCACCUAUGUUAAACUGCGGGGACGUUGUCGUCAACAUAUGGUUGGUGAUCAUUUAGAUUUUUUGCAUGGAGAGUCUGAAGCUAUGAUAAAGGAAGAGCGGCGAAAUGACAUGCACAAUAUUUAUUUACUUUUACGUGAAAUUAAAGAUGGAAUGACCUCAUUAGUUGACAUUUUCAGAGAACACAUAAAACAACACGGAAUCAGAGUUAUUGAAUCUUUAAGACAAGAACAAAUAUAUGUACAUUUUGUUGAGGAAGUAUUGGAGGUACAUAAAAAAUACAAAUCUAUAGUUGUAGAUGUGUUCAACAAUGAUUUAUGCUUCAGUGGUGCACUUGAUAAAGCAUUUACAGUAAUCAUAAACUAUAAACAAGUAAAAAAUCAACCAUCUAAGUCCCCAGAAUAUUUAUCAAAAUACUGCGAUAAUUUACUGAAAAAAUCAUCUAAAGGCAUGUGUGAGGGUGAAAUUGAUCAAAAACUAUUACAGUCUAUUACUAUAUUCAAGUAUGUAGAUGAUAAAGAUAUAUUCCAGAGGUUCUAUCAAAGGCAUCUGGCAAAACGGUUAAUACACCAACAAAGUCAGUCCAUGGACGGAGAAGAAGGAAUGAUCAACAAAUUGAAACAAGCUUGUGGUUACGAGUUUACAAAUAAAUUACAUCGUAUGUUUACUGAUAUCAGAGUAUCAGAAGGACUAAAUUCAAAAUUCCAUAGUGAAUUCCUUAAACCUACUGAUAAGUUAAAUGUCUCAUUUUCUAUGUAUGUAUUGCAAACUGGAGCUUGGCCUUUGGGAUCAUCAAUUGUGUCAUCAUUUGUUAUUCCUCAACAACUGAUACCUUGUAUACAAUAUUUUGAAGCUUUCUACAAAGAAAAAUUUAAUGGACGAAAAUUAACAUGGCUUCAUCAUCAUUGCCAGGGCGAGUUAAAAUUGGACUAUUUACAAAAAGUGUAUAUAGUGACAAUGCAGACAUUUCAAAUGUCUAUCAUGUUACUAUUUGAAGACCGUGAUACAAUAAACUACACUGAAAUUCACGAAAUACUUCAAUUAACAAGUGAUCAAUUUCAAAAGCACAUCAAUAGCUUAAUUGAAUGUAAAUUGUUGUUGAUUGAUGGUGAUAAUGUUUCAUUAAAUAUGGCAUACACCAAUAAGCGUACAAAAUUGCGUAUAACAUCAGCUCUCCAAAAAGAAACUCCUCAAGAGGUUGAACAGACUGUUAAUUCUGUCGAAGAUGAUCGUAAAACAUACUUACAGGCAGCUAUUGUUCGAAUAAUGAAAUCGCGUAAGAUACUGAGACAUAAUCAACUUGUGAAUGAAAUACUUUCCCAAUCAAAGACAUUUGCACCAUCGAUUGCACUCAUAAAAAAAUCUAUCGAAACACUAAUUGAUAAAGGAUAUCUAGAACGCACCCCAAAUUCAUCUGAUGGCUACAGUUAUGUGGCUUAAUUUUUUUUAAUGAUUAUAUACAUUUUAAGUCAUAUUGUUUCAUUAUUAUACAUAAUUACCUACUUAUUUUUUCAAUGUAUUGAAAAUGGUUUUUGUAUUGUAUAUAAUUUAAAUAUUUUUUAAAAUUAUGUUUGUUCUUGUAAACUCUAAAUCGUGUUUCUAACUAAUCCAUUUAACACAAUAGAUAAUUUAAUUUAAUGUCUUCGAUUUACUAUCAGAAAGUGUUUUGUUUGUAUUGUUGCCCAAUUUCUGUAUAGUUAUAAAUAUUGUGUAGCUGAUAAACAAAUUAAUUUGUCUACGUUUUAAACAAGAUUUGGAUAAGUUGAUCUAUUGCUAUUUUCAAAAUGUUUAAACACAUUUAAUGUUGAUAUAUGUCUGUAUAUAAUUUAGCACAAUUCCUUAUAAAAACAUGUUAUCAAAGUAGAUUAUUGUUUGAAUUUAAAACCUUAAAUAAAUUAUAUUAUUGUAAUUAUAAUUUUGUAUAUAUAAUAUACAGCCAUUCUGGUAUUCAUUUUUUUAGAAGCUCAUUUUCAUUUUAGUUUACAUGAAAAAAACUCCUUUUAAAAAUGAUGAAUAAAAGUUUCCGCAUAAAACCAAUUUUUUUGUUAGAAAGCAAUGAUUUAGAAUACUCAAAUUUAAUGUUACAGAUUUACUAUCCGAAAGUGUUUGUAUAGUUUCCCAGUUUCUAUAUAGCUAUAAUUACUGUGUUGAUUGUAUACAAAUUAAUUUUUCUACAUUUUAAACAAACUUUGUAUUAGGUGACCUAUUACUAUUUUUAAAAUGUUUAAACAGAUAUUUUAAUUUAAUGUUGAUAUGUGUGUGUACCUACUGUGUAUAUGAUUUAGCACAAUAUUCCUAAUAAAAUACCUGUAAUCAAAAUAGAUGAUUGUUUGAAUUUAAAACUUGAAAUAAAUUAUACUAUUGUAAUU
This is a messenger RNA of Metopolophium dirhodum (rose-grain aphid), 3307 nucleotides long. It is a transcript of the gene Cul2, whose product is annotated as cullin-2. Gene Ontology annotation, molecular function: ubiquitin protein ligase binding. The transcript has 11 exons. Bases 165 to 2378 code for a protein of 737 amino acids. The record is from RefSeq and is a predicted model, not a curated record. Gene Ontology annotation, biological process: protein ubiquitination; SCF-dependent proteasomal ubiquitin-dependent protein catabolic process. NCBI's taxonomy places the organism in Eukaryota, Metazoa, Arthropoda, Insecta, Hemiptera, Aphididae. Gene Ontology annotation, cellular component: Cul2-RING ubiquitin ligase complex; SCF ubiquitin ligase complex.